CAAAAUAUCUGUUCGUUUUCUCGUUUUCGUUUAUUGGUUAUGGUUAUGGUGAUGUGAUUUUAACUUCAAUAACAAAGAUGUUAGGCAACUGUUUAUUGCAGGUUACAACUGUUUUAUUUAUAGUAUUUUUAGUAAAUGUCUCAGAAACAAACUCAUUAAAAGGCAAAAAUGGAAAAUGUAUUCAAGCAAAUCCCUGCAAGUGCACGUUUCCUGACGGAAUGUAUUAUGAUUUCUCAAAUAUUAUGGAAUUCCAACUCUCAUGGCUCAAAUUGAAUGAAACGACAGAUCUGAAAUACUCGCCUUGUAGAGAUUCUAAAUUAGUCGAAAAUCCCACAGAAGUGAAUGAUUGCAAUACGGGGAGCGGAGUAACUUUGUGCCUCCGAAGCAACUCGACCACUCCAAAAAAGUAUACAGGAUUGAAUCUAUCUACUAGUGAGUUCGUAUCCACGAAUGAAAAUGAUCCUGUUUCGGUGAAAUUUCAAAAAAUGGAUGGAAAAAGCCCAGUUAUUACUAUGAAACUAGUUUGUGAUAAGUCAGCUAUCCUGCCAGACCUAAAGGUUUCACCCGAAAGUAAAACCAAUAAUAAUGCAUUUGAUCUUCUCUUGACAUCUGUCGAUGCAUGCUUGAAAGCCGGAGACACAUUAGUCGAUGAAGAUGAAAUGUCAACGGGCUCGAAGCUGAUCAUCAUCUUCCUUGUCCUAUUUGCAGCUUACUUUGGUGGCGGAGUUUUAGCUUUGAAAUAUAUUCGUGGAGCAGAAGGUUUUGAAAUGAUACCGAACUAUGAAUUCUGGUCUGACCUCCCUUCCUUAGUCAGGGAUGGAGUACUGUUUUUAGUAAGCGGCUUUCAGGUUACACCCAGCUAUGACAGAAUUUAAUAAGAAUAUGCAAAUCAUCUGCGAAAAGGUUGUGAAACAUGUACUGGAAUUUCAUAUCAGUUUUUUCUAUUGAGAAUCAGGAUAUAAGAUAUUUUUCUUACCCACUUCUGCUGAGCGGCAAUGAUUGUUAUUUGAACGGAAUAGUGUUUAUUACAGAACAUUUCAUAUUACAGUAAUAGUGUGGUCAUAUUGCUUUUUAAUAUGAAUCAUAGUUUCCUCUUACAGUUCAUAUUGCCUUAUGAAUAACUACCAAUGAAUCCAUUCCAAAAAUGUUUUCUUAACAUUGUCUCCAAUGUAUAAUAACGUAAUUUCACUAUUAAGUGAGAGUGGUUCAUUCCUAGGAUUUAUUCAAGAACUUAUUUAAGAUACAAUUAAAUUUAGCUUAAAAAUGUAUAACUACUGUAUUUUUUUUCUAAUUUACAUUUGUUGUUCUAUUAUGGGCGUUUUGAUUUUUGUCGUCUUAUUACAUUUUUACAAUACUAAAGUUCGAAGUUGUACAAGCCUAUAUUUAUCUUUAAGUUGGUGUAAAAUUUAAUGUAAAUAUUUUUCUCAUUUCCCAAUCAUUUGCUUUUUGUUCAUUUGCACUAUUGUUUGCGUUUUAUUCUAGUAGAAUGUCUUAGUUUUACGGGCUUAUUAUAAUAUUGAUAGAAAUUUAGUUUGCUACUUGAUUCAUUUUCACUAGUCAUCCAUAACUUGCUAUUUAUUCUUCCCAUAAUAUUUUAUUGUAAUUCGAAGUGUGACUCUUUUAAAUAGAUUGAAGUAAGACUGAUGAAUGUGUGUAUUGUUGAUCAUUAAAUAAUGAGAAUGACUGUUGAA
Nilaparvata lugens (brown planthopper) is the source of this 1691-nucleotide messenger RNA. RefSeq lists its product as uncharacterized. The coding region runs from base 78 to 875 and encodes 265 amino acids. The transcript has 6 exons. Lineage: Eukaryota; Metazoa; Arthropoda; Insecta; Hemiptera; Delphacidae. Gene Ontology annotation, cellular component: trans-Golgi network. The record is from RefSeq and is a predicted model, not a curated record.